UGCGUCCCAACCAGGAGGUGUUGCCUGCGGGAGAAAGUUUAAAAGAGGCUGAGUGUUGUGUGGCCUCUUUACAGAAGCAUCAAUCAACAUGGUCCCCAUUGUGCUGGCCUCAGUGCUCAUUGCUGCUGCCCUCGGGUGUGGCACCCCGCCCAUUGAGCCCCAGACUUCCCGUGUGGUCAAUGGAGAAGACGCCAAGGCUCACAGCUGGCCCUGGCAGAUCUCUCUUCAGUACGAGAGGGAUGGAGAGUGGAGGCAUACUUGUGGGGGAUCGCUGAUUGCCGCCAACUGGGUCAUGACCGCCGCUCACUGCAUCAACAAGAAGCUCUCCUACAGGGUGUUUGUGGGAAAACACAACAUUGUGGAAGAGGAGGUCGGCUCCAAAGCCAUCUUGCCUGAGAAGAUCAUAGUCCAUGAGAAGUGGAACCCCAUCUUUGUGGCUUUCGGUAACGACAUCGCCAUGAUCAAGCUGUCUGAGCCGGUGACUUUGAGCGAUCAGGUUCAGCUGGCGUGUGUUCCUCCUGCUGGGACCCUGCUGACCAACCUCUACCCUUGCUACAUCACCGGAUGGGGCAGACUCUACACCGGAGGCCCCAUAGCUGAUAAGCUGCAGCAGGCUCUGAUGCCGGUGGCGGACCACCCGACUUGCUCACAGCCUGACUGGUGGGGCAUCGCUGUCAGGACCACCAUGCUGUGUGCCGGUGGCGAUGGAGUCGUGGCUGGGUGUAAUGGUGACUCAGGCGGCCCUCUGAGCUGCAAGAACAUGGAAGGUGUGUGGGAAGUGCACGGCAUUGCAAGCUUCGUCUCCGGCCUGGGCUGCAACUACGAGAAGAAGCCCACCGUCUUCACCCGCGUGUCCGCCUUCAAUGACUGGAUCGAUCAGGUCAUGAUGAACAACUAGAGAGGAUGAAGUGCCAAUAAAACUACUCUUUGCAUUUG
This is a messenger RNA of Nerophis lumbriciformis (worm pipefish), 936 nucleotides long. RefSeq names its product elastase 3 like (gene ela3l). Gene Ontology annotation, biological process: proteolysis. Gene Ontology annotation, molecular function: serine-type endopeptidase activity. The record is from RefSeq and is a predicted model, not a curated record. Lineage: Eukaryota; Metazoa; Chordata; Actinopteri; Syngnathiformes; Syngnathidae.